AGCUCUCGAUCUCCUCCGUACUCUAGUCGAACGCCUUGCAGGUGCACCGCUCGAACCCCUCAUCCAGAAAACCCGGACAUGCGCCAGCUCUGUUUUGAAAGAUACGGAGCUUAAAGGCUGGUUUGACGACUUUUUCUCUUCGGCUCGUCAGAACCUAUCCGAACCUGGUUACGCACGUUCAGAGGAAGCUCGAAAUAAACGUCGUGAGCUCCGUGUGCGCUGGAGGACUUUACUUGAGAAGGACGACAAGUGGAGGAAGGCUGUUGAUAACGUGAAAAUUGAAUUGCGGAAAAUUGAGGCUGGGUUGAAGAUGAGUGAGGAUUUAAAUAGGGUUAGGGAUGCGCAUGAGAAGUUUGGGAGGGAUAUGGAAGAAAAGUUGGUUGAAGUUAGGACGGGUGUGCAGGCUGCGAUCGAGCAGGCCACUUGGUUCUGGCAGGACUUGUUUAAGGUCUACGUUCCGAGGGUACUCUCCAAGAUGCGAAAUGUACCUAUUCCGAGAACUGAAUACAAAGACGACGAAAUUGAAUUUGUCCUCGAGAACCUGGACAUCUCAUCCUUCAACAUCCUUCCUUCACAUGUCUACAUACGCAAUAUCACUGAUGUUGAUAUACUCACUUCAGACACUCCCUCCGCUCCCUCGCGUACCGCCGUAGGGACACUCACGCACGUCCGCAUGCAAGCCAUACAAUUACCCCUCAAUGACGUCUCAUUCUGGUACCGCGACAAAACGGCUUCGGCUAUUACGCCUAAUGAAUUCACGGGUCUCCUAGGGCUCACCCUGCCCACUAAAGGCAUCAACGUCGACCUCAAAGUCCGUCUCGUCCCUUCCACCAUCCCGGCCAACUCUAAAGACUCCCGGGCCUCUCUUAAACACUUCCAUGUCAUUGAAAAAGCAUCUGUAUCCAUCUCGGAAGACGUGAACAUUGAAGUGAAGGAGAGUAAUCAUUCGGUGUUGAUGACGCUGUUUAAGCCUAUCAUGGUUAUGAGGUUGAAAGACGCUUUGGAGAAGACUUUGAGUGAGGAGUUGAGGGGCGUUGUGGAGUGGGCUGAUGCGGUUGCUUGGGAUGUUGCGAAGAGGAGGGAGGUAUUUGAGGAUACGGGGUUGGGUGGUGGUGGGUCAUUGAUGGCGGCGUUGUGGAGUGAAUUGGGAAGAUUGCAGAGGGAAAGGAGAGAGGAGGGUGAGAGUGUUGGUUGGAGAGCGACGGGUACGGGUGUUGUUGUUGAACAACAGAAAGGGGAAGGUAAAGGAAAGACGGCGUUUGCUGUUGGUGCUGAACCGCAGAUCUUGGAAGGGGAGAAACGAGGACCGUUGGGUACAGGAUCUGAGAGAUUGAAAGAUAAGAUCGAGAGCGAGAUGGAUGUGGAUGCGAGUGUACUUGAAGGACGAGCCAAGGAUUUGGUGAAAGAAGGUAAGAGGCAGGUCGAAGGGUUUAGGAAGAGCGUAGAGAGGAAGAAGGACCAGGAGUUGGCUCAGGAGGGUUGGCAGAGUGCAAGUUUUGAUUUCUGAGUUUAUCAAUUUUAUUUAUGUAUCACGUAUCCCACAAUUGUAAUCGACCACACUGCCACGGCUUGUUUAUCUCCCCGACUCUCAGGUCAUAGCUUUCGACUUUGCCAAAACACAUUCAUAGAUUCAUUCAACUGUCCUGGUGGGAUGGCAAUGUUUUC
Messenger RNA from Phlegmacium glaucopus, 1665 nucleotides. The record is from the annotation of a GenBank genome assembly. NCBI's taxonomy places the organism in Eukaryota, Fungi, Basidiomycota, Agaricomycetes, Agaricales, Cortinariaceae.